This is a messenger RNA of Neurospora tetraspora, 2301 nucleotides long. RefSeq lists its product as uncharacterized. The record is from RefSeq and is a predicted model, not a curated record. NCBI's taxonomy places the organism in Eukaryota, Fungi, Ascomycota, Sordariomycetes, Sordariales, Sordariaceae. The transcript is spliced from 2 exons. The coding region runs from base 307 to 1812 and encodes 501 amino acids.
CUGUCCUGCUUGCCGUCCUCAUUGUAUCGAGACUUCAUAUGUAACCCUAACCCCGCUGAAAGCCUACUUCUUCUCGGAAUGAUCACGUGCGAGAGCUAGCUGGGAGUGUGCAAAUUCCCCAACCCCCCAAGCCCUGGGAAAGCGUCAUCGGCCAAUUCAACAAGUACCUAGAAGUUUGGCGAGCUUCGCUUUCGGGGCCCGAGCAUUUCUCCAGACCCCUUGGGAUUAUUGAGGGAUUCACUGUUGAAUGCGACAGCAAUCGAGUUAGGAGCGCAGUUGGGGGAAAUACCUACCCCAGCCCACAAGAUGGCUGCUAACCCCCCCUACAUCUCGUCCAUCUUCAGUUCCGCACCCCCCGAGCAUCAGCACCCUGUCAUCUCACAACAGCAACAAGUCCAACAACAGCAACAGCAGCAACAACAACAACAACAACAACAAGCUGCUCAGCCUCAGCAAAGUCAAGCGCGGCAGAAGCAACCACGCAAGCCCCGCCAGCCAAGGAAACAAGCUCAACAGCAACAACAGCAACAGCAGCAGGUCCAACAGCAGGUACCUCUGGUCUCAAUUGACGCUCAACGUUUUGCUCAACUCCAAGCCGAGGUUGGUCAACUUCACCAGCUUGUUCAAGGUAUCAUCCAUCGCCUCGAUGCCUACGGUGUCCCAUCCCUGCCCGGCGGACAUCAUGCACCCCUUCUUCUUCCGCAACAGCACGCCGUCCCAGUUUCCGCUGCCGGGACUUCCACCCUAGGAGGGGCCACUGCAAACGCGGCAACCAACAACACCAUCAACUUCAAUGCUCUUCUCGAUGGCGGUGGCGGUGGUGAAAGUAGCGCUACCGGCGGCGUAAGCGGCAUCGUCAACGGCGACCAUCAUCAUCAUCAUGAUGACAGCGGCGCCAACGUCGUCACCCACCACCAAGAAGACAUGGACAACGACGUGGACGACGACGACGACGAAGAAUCCCGCCAGCUCCAACUCCUCUCCGCCAACCUAGUAGGCGACCAAUCCCUCCCCUCGGUCUCCUGGGGGGUCGGGGACAACGGCGGCGGCGCCUCUUCCGGAUCAGGGACAGGUUUCGACAUGGCCUACCCGCCUCAGGGGCACAUCUUCCACAUCCAACUCUCCACCUCGGCAGGCGGAAAGAACUACGUCGGCGGCGGCCCAAAUGGCGCCUCGGUCGUGGUCAACAACUGGACGCGCCAGCACGGCUACCGCGUCAUCACGCGCCGGUCCAAGAUCAAGAACGACCGGUACCACCUGACCAUGUCCUGUGCGCUCAGUGGGAACAAGUACCGCCCCGUGCCGGGGCCGACGCAGGAGCAGAUUGAGGAGGCGAGAAGAAACGGGCAGCGGAAGCCGUAUCAGAGGAGGAUCGGGACGGAUAAGUGUAAUUGCCCUUUUAGGUUCGUGCUCAGGGAGACGGCCAAGCAUAGCUCCACGUUUGAGGUCCGUUGGACCAUGGUCGGGCAGGAUCAGCAGCCGGCGAUGCAUAAUCAUGGGCCGGAUCCGAAGGCGUUGGUCCACGCCCACCCCCAACACGACUCCGCCCUCGCCCUCGUCUACGAAGAAACCACCCGUCUCUCCGCCUCCGAACCGGGGGUGAUUUACUACUGCAUAUCCCGGGAAUCAGAAGAUUUUGAGACGGGUGGAGAUCCAAGGGUUUUCCACUGUUUCGAGAGGUACACGGUAAGAGAAGCGUUUGAGGCGCAUAAUCGGCAGCCGAUUAGUAGGAAGUUGUUGGAGGAGGAGGAUGGGUACAUAGAGAGGGUUGAGGCGGCUCGGUUUUUGCGAAGCCUCUGGCGUGAGCCCUGAAGGCAGGAAGGAAGGCGCCUCUGAGGGUGAAACGGGUAAAGGUGAGGUGAAUUCGAGUGCCUGCCUGCCUGCCUGCCUGCCUGUCUCUUCCAGUCGGCAGCCGCACCUUCCAUCUCAAUUAACCCAUUCCUCCUCCCAAUCAUUACCCGUAUGCCAUAUAAGCUCCCGUCCCAUACGUCCUUCCAACACUGCCCCCAGCCAACGACCAGUUCGAUCCUGGUCGGAUAGCGCAGACAGUAGUGCCGUCCCAGCUCUGCAUCUCCCACCCCGUCCGACUUCGAGUUCGAUUCUCGGACGGGGCAGAUCAUGAGGUUCCUUUUCAACAAAGACAAAAGGCCGACAGCGUGCCCAUCCAUGUCGUACACCGCGGGAUUUGUUUGUAUAUGCUGACCGGGCUACUGGGCUAGUUGAACCGAGCAACUUGGUUGUGCUAUCUGUUGGCAACUUUUUUUUUUUUUUUUUUUUUCUUCUUUUCCCUUAAGGUUGUUU